AUGUCCGGCUUUGAGACGGUACCCGGUGCCUCUGUCCAAGGAACCACCACGGCAGUGCCUGUCCAACCCGUCGCCGUGGCGGUCACGCACGACAAUAUCGAGUAUGAAGGCACUACGACCUUCGCACCGCAGCUGAUGCAGAUUUACCGCUAUUCGCUCUCUUUGAAGAGCUGUACGCUCCGAGCUUGGCUCGAGAACUGCGACAACAAGAAGCAAUGGAGCAUUGUUCUUGUGGAAUACGUCGACGCGACCAACUACAUACCGAAUGUAGGCGUUCUCGACUACAUUGAGUCUACAAAAGAUGAUCGGCUGCGGCUGGAAUUCUCGGUCAAUAUUCAAGCGAUGCUGCACCCUCGCGUGCUGACCUAUGUAUUCAAUCUGGAGCCGAUCUCAGUGGAGCGAAUCAAUGUACUCGAGGCCAAGCUGCGCGACUUACAGGACGAGGUGCAGCAUCUUCGGCAUGGCGCUGGGGCAGGUUUCGUAGUGGUGGAGCUACAGAACUCGGUCGUCUCUAAGGUUGCGAAGCUGGUCGUAGAUAGCAGCGCAGCGGACGGCGGCGUGGGCGAGCGUCGUCGCAUCACACAACACAUCUGGUGGAGCGCAGCUGCCGAUACGUACGUCAACCCGGAGGCAUGUUCAGGCGUCUGCGUGAACACGAACGAUCCGAGCAUCAUCCGUCGCGCUGAUGGCACGUACUUCCGCUUCUCGACGGGCGAUGGCAUCGCCGUUUACUCGGCGCCAAAAAUCACUGCCUCCAAGACCUCAUCCAGCAUGGUUCGCGCUAUCCGCCCCCCUCGCCCUACCUACAUGAACUCCCAAGUCUCGGGGUUUUACUUCCGCCCGUGUCGCAACAAGAACGACGAGGUGAUUCUCGAGUAUUUCCGUUGCCGUUGCGGCACGUGCUUCCGUGAGUUACUGAAUCGAGCUGUCGAAGACGCAAGUGAGCUUCCACGAUCUCUGCAGAGCACAGAGGAGAGCCAUUUGCAGCAGGAAUUCUCGGUCAAGAUUCAAGCGAUGCUGCGCCCUCGUAUGCUGACGUACGCGUUCGACUUGGAGCCGAUUUCGGUCGAGCGGGUUGAUAUUCUCGAGGCCAAGCUGCGCGACCUACAGGACGAGGUGAAAGAUCUCCGAAGUGACGCGGCAGUCAACACGAUAGUAGCAGAGCUGCAAGACGUGGUGAAGAAGCUUCAACGUGACCUGUCGGAACGCGAAGUCGCGGAUGCUGAUCUUCGAAACCAAGUGGGGUCACUUCAAACUGAGCUAAUCACUGCAUCGGAAGAACUGAAGAACCUCCGGCAACAUUUGUCAGGUCGCGAAGAAGUGAUUUCGAGGUUGCAGAACGACAUCGAGGGGCUCGAAUCAGCUGCAGAGCGUCAUGAGACCAUUCGGUUGGAGGCAACUUCACGCAUAACGUAA
This is a messenger RNA of Phytophthora sojae, 1416 nucleotides long. RefSeq lists its product as hypothetical. Lineage: Eukaryota; Oomycota; Peronosporomycetes; Peronosporales; Peronosporaceae. The transcript is spliced from 6 exons. The record is from RefSeq and is a predicted model, not a curated record. Bases 1 to 1416 code for a protein of 471 amino acids.